Molecule: messenger RNA, 1509 nt
Organism: Eremothecium gossypii ATCC 10895
Lineage: Eukaryota; Fungi; Ascomycota; Saccharomycetes; Saccharomycetales; Saccharomycetaceae
Product: AGR055Cp
Exons: 1
Coding region: 1-1509 (502 amino acids)
Molecular function (GO): flavin adenine dinucleotide binding; NADP binding; N,N-dimethylaniline monooxygenase activity
Source: RefSeq, marked provisional
AUGCGACUAAGUGGUGUCCAAUAUAAGCUACGCCCUGGUCACAUACGGUCUGUGGCGGUCGUCGGAGCAGGACCAUACGGCGCCGGGGUUACGAAGGCGCUCGUGAAGGAGGGGAGCUUCGAUCAAAUCCAUGUGUUCGAGAGGCGGGAACAAUUUGGCGGGCUCUGGAACUACACGAAGCCGUUGCUGAAGCACCAUGGGGUCACCUGCGCCGCAGCAGUACCGUGCGAGAACGCCCGGCUUCAGAUGCGGCCGCAGCUUACGAAGGACGGGCGGCCUGCGUUCCAGACCGCGGCGUACCGCUACCUGGACACCAACGUGCCGCGGGAUCUUAUGCAAUAUCGGAGCAUCAGCUUCCCAGAGGGCACGCCGCUGUUUCCUACCAGAGAACAGGUUCUAGAACACAUACUGCAGUUCUGCCGGCCGAUCAAGAAGUACGUGCAAUUCAACACCGAAGUGACCAAGGUUAGCUACGACGAUGCCAGAGCGAAAUACAGCGUCCUCACGACCAACUUACUCGACAAUACGACCAGGGCGAUAGAGGUCGAUGCAGUAGCGGUGGCUACUGGCUACUACAAUAUGCCCUUCAUACCGGACCGCCCAGGCCUCAAAAGCUGGCACGAAACUUACCCUUGUUCCAUCUCACACUCCAUUGAUUUCGACGCUCCUGAGGACUUCCUAGACGUGAAGGGUGAAAUCAUAGUUGUAGGCAAUAAUGCCUCGGGGUCUGACAUUUCAUAUGAACUGGCACGCUGCCUGAAGCGUCCGAUCUACAAGUCGAAGCGUUCUGAAUCGUUGUUGCCAGGCGGGUCCGAUUCAAACAUUAAGGAUGUUGCUGACAUCAAGAGGCUAGACCCAGCGUCCAAAACAGUGGAAUUGGUCGACGGGCAGGUGAUACAGAACGUAGAAAAGUUGUUGUUUUGCACUGGGUACCUGAAGUCUGUUCCGUUCCUUCCCUCGUCUGCGAAAGAGGGCGAACACGGAAACCGUGUCAUGAGCCAAUUAAUCACAGAGGGUGACAAGGUAACAGACUUGUACAACCAUAUGUUAUCCAUUAGACUUCCCACGCUGGCGUUCCUUGGUUUGCCCCGGUAUGUGCUGCCAAUUCGGCUGAGCGAAACCCAGGGCUCAUGGCUGGCUAGAGUGUGGAGCGGCCGCAUCUCCCUGCCAUCCGAAGAAGUCCAGUGGAAGUACCAUGAAUGGACAUUAGAAAACAACGGUCGUGGCAUCAAGUACCACGACCUGCUUUUCCCCCAUGAUAUACAACACAGUCAAAGAUUAAAUAUGGAAAUUAGGCAUGCGGGCGCCGGAGGUCACUUUGGGGUUGAAUGGACGGGCAAUCACAUAAAGCUGCGUGCGGCACUCAAACCUCUGAAGGAGGCCUACAUCGAGUAUCUGAAGCAGACAAAUAAGCGUGCAGUAUCGGUGGAAGAACUGAUUGAUAAUGGCUAUUUUACUUGGCCGGAGGACGCCACUACUUGCGUGCAGGUCCCCCAUUUUGCCCCAUAG